UUGGAGACAGAACUAAUUAACCACUAUAGGAGGAGCGGUUGUUAACGCAGAGAAGACGCGUAUGUUCUCAAAACAGUGUUUUUUUUAUAGUUAAAACCCAACAUUUAGUGGAUCUACUGGCCCCGAUUGACAUAGAAAGAACAAGACAGGAUGUUUCGCUUCCGGCUGCUUCCCGCUGCCUCGGUGGGGCUGGCCAUUGUGUCCCGACGUUAUCACGGCUUUGCCAACCCCGUCCCCAGGCGCCGGAGACUGAUGAUGGCCGCGCUAGUUGGAGUGACCGCUGCCUCAGCCAGCACUGGACUGAUGUGGAAAAGAGCUAACGCGGAGGCGGCCUCCUCGGUGAAGCACGCCCCCAGGGCAGAGCGCAGUGACCCGUUGGAGGAGGAGCCUGUGAAGGGGGAGGAGUUAGAUGAUGACAAGGCGAUGGAAUCAAGCGGAGAGGAGGGGCAGCCUGAGGGGAAAAAGAAGAAACCGCGAUCUGGUUUCAGGGAUCGCAAGGUAAUGGAAUACGAGAACCGUAUCCGCGCCUACUCCACUCCUGAUAAGAUCUUCCGGUACUUCGCCACGCUGAAGAUCAUCAGCGAGCACGGAGAUUCGGAGGUCUAUAUGACCCCCCAGGAUUUUGUCCGGUCAAUCACGCCCAAUGAAAAACAACCAGAGAAUCUUGGUCUGGAUCAGUUCUUGGUGAAGAGAUACGAUGGCAAGGAGUUUUGGCAGCACACAGAGAAGCUUUCCCAGGAGCGAGAGAAGUUUGCGGACGAGGACAGUAUAUUUCACAGUCUGGGCGAGUGCGGGCUCAUCUCCUUUGCAGAUUACAUAUUCCUCACCACCGUUCUCUCCACUCCUCAAAGGAAUUUUGAAAUCGCCUUCAAGAUGUUUGAUCUGAACGGAGAUGGGGAAGUAGACAUGGAGGAGUUUGAACAGGUGCAGAGCAUCAUUCGCUCGCAGACCAGCAUGGGCAUGAGGCACCGGGACCGCUCCACCACAGGAAACACCCUCAAAAUGGCCUUCAGCUCCGCCCUCACCACCUACUUCUUCGGGGCGGAGCUCAAGGGCAAGCUGACCAUCAAGAACUUCCUGGAGUUCCAGCGCAGACUGCAGCACGACGUCCUGAAACUGGAGUUUGAGCGCAAUGACCCAGUAGAUGGUCGAAUCACAGAGCGCCAAUUUGGCAGAAUGCUGCUGGCCUACAGCGGAGUCCAGUCCCGCAAACUCACAGUGAUGCUGAAAAACCUCAAGAAGCAGUUCAAAGACGGGCCGGGAAUAACAUUUGAUGAGGUGGAGAAUUUCUUUACCUUCUUGAAGAAUGUGAACGAUGUGGACACAGCUCUGAGUUUUUACCACAUGGCUGGAGCCUCCAUUGAUAAAGCGACGAUGAAGCAGGUCGCCAGAACUGUGGCGAAGGUGGAGUUGUCUGACCAUGUCUGUGACGUUGUCUUUGCACUGUUUGACUGUGAUGGCAACGGAGAGCUGAGCAACAAGGAGUUCAUCUCCAUCAUGAAGCAGCGGCUGAUGCGCGGUCUGGAAAAACCCAAAGACAUGGGCUUCACGCGGCUCGUGAGAGCCAUGUUCAAGUGCGCGCAGGAGACUGCCUGGGACUUCACCAUGCCCAAGCAGCAGUAGAGAGGACAGGAGAGAGGAGGAACCAAACCAAAGGACUUGGGGUGGGGGGGGGGGGGGGUUAUGGGAGGUCCCAUUCAGCAAGAUGGGGAGGGUUUUUAUAUUAAACGUUUUUUUUUUUUUUUCGGUCAUUUGAAUUCUUGUUAAAUAAUAAAGCCAUACAAUGCAUCUUAAUUUCCGUUCUCCUGGGAGAAAAGAAAAAGGUAAAAGCUAGAAAAGGGUUUCAAGGGUGUAGCUAAAAAUACAGGAGCAGGGAAAAAGCUUUUCUUUUUUUAGAAAAUUCCUGGAUAUUGUAAUAACGCAAACAAAAAAGUAUUGAUACUGCCUUUCAAUCCACAGACCUCUUGCUGUUUUUUAACUACAUCCCAGCCUUGUGCAUUAAUUAUAUAUAUAAUAUUAAAAAAAAAAAAAAAAAGUUUUUUGCUGAAGCUUGCUUAUAAUUGAGCAGUUGUUUUGCUUUUGUGUAUUUUAAUGUACUCUGCUAAAGCGAAUGUCAUUUUAAAAUAAGGCUUUGGCA
Messenger RNA from Polyodon spathula (Mississippi paddlefish), 2137 nucleotides. Its product is annotated as calcium uptake protein 1, mitochondrial-like. The record is from RefSeq and is a predicted model, not a curated record. Lineage: Eukaryota; Metazoa; Chordata; Actinopteri; Acipenseriformes; Polyodontidae. The coding region runs from base 151 to 1623 and encodes 490 amino acids. Gene Ontology annotation, cellular component: uniplex complex. Gene Ontology annotation, biological process: calcium import into the mitochondrion; mitochondrial calcium ion homeostasis. Gene Ontology annotation, molecular function: calcium ion binding. The transcript has 14 exons.